GAGCUGUGACGUCUCGCGAGAGCAAGCGAGUGUCAGUCGGCCGCAAACAGCGGUCUCAAACGCGUCGUCAGCCAGGAAGUCGACAUGGACGUCCAGCCCCCCGCGUCCCUGCGCUCGCCGCUGCGGCUGCCGCACAAGGCCCUCAUGGGCGCGGGCCCGGCCAACGCACCGCCCCGCGUGCUGCACGCCGCGGCCCAGCCCCUCGUCGGCCACAUGCACCCCGAGGCCUUCCGGGUCAUGGACGAGAUCAAGGAGGGCCUCCAGUACGCCUUCCAGACCACGAACCCCGUCACCGUCUGCCUGUCCUGCGCGGGUCACGGCGGCAUGGAGGCCGCCCUCAGCAACCUGCUCGAGCCAGGGGACGUCGCCGUCGUGCCCCUCAACGGCCACUGGGGGGCGCGCGCCAGCGACAUGAUCACCAGACACGGCGCGCGCGUGGUGCCGCUGGAGCUGCCGCUCGGACAGCCAGUGACCCUGGAGGCUGCCGAGGAAGUCGUGUCCAAGCACAGACCACGCCUCCUGUUCCUGGUGCAGGCCGAGUCCUCCACGACCACGUUACAGCCGCUUGAAGGCUUCGGGCCAAUGUGCCACAAAUACGGGACCCUGCUCGUCGUGGACGCGGUGGCCUCCCUGGGCGGUUACCCUCUCUGGACGGACCGCUGGGAGCUGGACGUGGUCUACACCGGCUCGCAGAAGGUGCUCAACGCGCCGCCCGGCCUCUCGCCCAUCACGUUCAGCCCGCGAGCCAUGGAACGCGUUGCUUCUCGACGAAAGCCGUGCGAUGUUUACUACUGGGACAUUAUGCAGCUCGGCGACUACUGGGGGUGCUUCGGCAACCCGCGAAAAUACCAUCACACGGGGCCGAUCACCUUGUUCUACGCGCUGCGCGAGGCCCUCGCCAUCCUCGCGUCCGAGGGUCUGACGGCGUCCUGGAGGCGGCACGAACAGGCUGCCCUACGGCUCCGCGCCGCCCUGGAGCGACUCGGCGCCAAGCUGUUCAUCGAGGAUCCCAGGCACCGGGUCCACACUCUCACUGGCUUCACUCUCCCCCGGAACGUGGACCCCGUGGCUGUCACCAGGACGGCGAUGAUCAGGCACGGGGUGGAGCUGGGCCCGGGGCUGGGACCCACCGCGGGCCGCAUCAUGCGCGUGGGGCUGAUGGGGGUGAACGCCGAAGCGUGGGCCGUGGACAACGUCAUUAGCGUGCUGGAGGACUGCGUCAAGAACCCCAUCCCAAACAGCAGUCUGUGAACGAUUGUGGGAAACAACUUAAUGCCAAAUAAGUAUCGAUACUUUAUUUAAGUUUUGUUUGAAUUUACAUAUAAUUUACAAAAUUCAAUUAAAUACACUCUUUACAAACUCGA
Molecule: messenger RNA, 1364 nt
Organism: Frankliniella occidentalis (western flower thrips)
Lineage: Eukaryota; Metazoa; Arthropoda; Insecta; Thysanoptera; Thripidae
Gene: Agxt
Product: alanine--glyoxylate aminotransferase
Exons: 7
Coding region: 85-1251 (388 amino acids)
Cellular component (GO): peroxisome
Molecular function (GO): L-alanine:glyoxylate transaminase activity; L-serine:pyruvate transaminase activity
Source: RefSeq, a predicted model, not a curated record